GCGUGGCGUCUGCUCGUUCUGUGAGUGAAGUGGUGAAGUGGCAAACUGGAAACUGGCAUGUGGCAAGUGCAUGACAGUUUCAUAUAUAAUUGGUGUGAUCGAAAAUUAAAGCAUUUCAGUCGUUAGAUUUCCUUUCCCGCAUUAUUUGAGUUUCACCUUUUUCUUGUAAUUCAAUUACCCAAGAUUAAAAUCGGUAUAAAAAGCUACCCUAAAAAGUAUUAAAUCCUAACCUCUUUUUUUUUUGUUUUACCGGAACAACUAAAAUGCAUUCGGUUUUGACACGAGGAAAUGCUAUUUUAGCAUACACUUUGAGUGUUUCUGCUUGUUUAACAUUUGUCUGCUUUAUCUCGACGGUUUUCAUUGAUUAUAGGACUGGAGUAGAUAUAAAAACCGUCAAAGUAUUUGUAAAAAAUGUACCAGACUACAGCGCUUCGAGGGAAAAGAACGAUUUGGGAUAUUUAACAUUCAACCUCAAAACUGAUCUCACCCCGUUGUUUAACUGGAACGUUAAACAAUUGUUUUUGUACAUGACCGCCGAAUAUAGAACCAAAGCUAAUCAUCUGAACCAGGUGGUUUUGUGGGACAAGAUCAUUUUGCGAGGUGAUAAAUCAGCCCUUGACUACAAAAACAUGAACGCCAAGUAUUAUUUCUGGGACGAUGGAAACGGCCUGAGAGGAAAUCAGAAUGUGACCCUAUCCUUAACUUACAACAUUAUUCCAAACUCUGGAUUGCUUCCGUUCGUUAAUGCUAUCGGAACUCACAGAUUUGCAUUCCCAUCGGAAUACACAACAUCACGAGUGUAAAUAAUUUUAUACUAGGUGUAUAUUUUAACAUAUUACAAUUACUUAAAGCAGCUUAUCCGUUAUAAAUAGUUUGUGUGUUACGUUUUUUUUCAAGAAUCAAAUUUAAAAUAUACUUAGGAAUUUUUGUACAAUUUUUUUGACGUUUAAAAAAUUCCUCGAAAGUGUAAUUAUGAUGCCAAGUCCUUAUGUGUGAAUAAACCUUAUUGUUAAUAUUGUUAA
Molecule: messenger RNA, 1022 nt
Organism: Belonocnema kinseyi
Lineage: Eukaryota; Metazoa; Arthropoda; Insecta; Hymenoptera; Cynipidae
Gene: Spase22-23
Product: signal peptidase complex subunit 3
Exons: 5
Coding region: 264-803 (179 amino acids)
Biological process (GO): protein targeting to ER
Cellular component (GO): signal peptidase complex; membrane
Source: RefSeq, a predicted model, not a curated record